UGUAAUAACAGGCUACUAGCUGUUUCGCGGAAUGAGACUAGAAUGUAAACAUCGCUAACGGUAGCUAGCGGUUGUUGUUGACAUAACCGGUAGCUAACUUUGAAUUUGUCGCCGCUGAAUCGCACACAGUUAUGGCUUCACGAUAGAUUCCUCGGGCUGUGAUGGCAUUUUCAUAAAGAUUCCUUAUUCGCCGUCUCCAGCUCACUCUUGUUGUGACAUUGCAUACUUGAUUCGUAUGCUGUCACCAUGACCAAAGACAUACUUCUUGGAGAUGAAUUACCAGACUGGGUAGGGGCCAAGGAGUUUUACCAGAAGUAUGACCCUAAAGAGGUGAUUGGAAGGGGUGUGAGCAGUGUGGUGCGCAGGUGUGUGCACAGACAUGGGGGUCAGGAGCUGGCAGUGAAGAUUAUUGAGAUAACAGCUGAGAAGAUGACAGUCCAGCAGCUGGAGGAGGUGAAAACCUCCACACUGAAGGAGAUCCACGUCCUCAACAUGGUGAAAGGACAUUCCUCAAUAAUCACUCUCAUUGAUUCAUAUGAGUCUACAACCUUCAUAUUUUUGGUGUUUGACCUCAUGAGGCGAGGAGAGCUGUUUGACUACCUCACAGAAAAAGUGACUUUGAGUGAGAAAGAAACCAGGAGUAUUAUGCGAGCUCUGCUGGAGGCCGUGCAGUAUCUUCACUCCCUCAACAUUGUCCACCGGGACCUCAAACCUGAGAACAUUCUCCUGGAUGAUCAGGGACACAUCAAACUGUCCGACUUCGGUUUCUCUGUGCAGCUACAACCUGGAGAGAAGCUUAGAGACCUUUGUGGGACACCUGGCUAUUUGGCCCCUGAAAUACUGAAAUGUUCCAUGGAUGAAAUGCACCCAGGCUGUGGCAAAGAGGUCGACCUCUGGGCUUGUGGUGUUAUCCUUUUCACCUUACUGGCUGGAUCGCCACCGUUCUGGCAUCGCAAGCAGAUGCUGAUGCUGAGGAUGAUCAUGGAGGGCCGGUAUCAGUUCAGCUCCCCUGAGUGGGACGACAGGUCGGACAACGUGAAAGAUCUGAUAUCCAGGCUGCUGGUGGUGGACCCUGCCAUCCGUCUCACUUCUGAGCAAGCCUUAUCACAUCCCUUCUUCAGACUGUACCAGAAGGAGAAAGUGCGACUCUUCAGUCCCAGAAAGACAUUUAGGGUGUUGAUAAUCAGCGUGCUGGCCUGUAUCAGGAUGUACAACCGUUAUCGCAGGACUCGCCCUCUGACCCGGGAGGUUCUGGCCAGAGACCCCUACUCCCUCCGCUGUGUCCGCAAACUCAUCGACGGCUGCGCCUUCCGCAUCUACGGGCACUGGGUGAAGAAAGGGGAGCAGCAGAACCGAGCCGCCCUCUUUCAGAACACGGCUAAGAUCAUGCUGCUGGGCCUGGAGGACUUCGAACCAUAAACUGGUCAAGCUCAUUCCAAACCACGGUGAUUUGUAUUUAAACAUUUGCAUGUGUUUUCAUGUCAGUGUUGUUGAAUUACUGUGCUUGAUUUCAAGAUGAGGUGUUCAGGGGCCAGGGUGGUUCUAUGCCUUAAUGCGCACCGUGGUUUUCCGAGUUAAAUAUAAGCACGCACAUCUCAUCCUAUCUGCGUUUUGAUCCGAGUUUGUGGCUGUUUGAACAUUUUCUUGUCAGGUCAUCAUGUUUGCAGGGCCACUUUGCAGUUUAGGACACAUUGCACAAUAAUUUGAAUAACAUAUAACAUACAACUACAUUAUGUGUACUUAGGAUUUUACCUGUUGAUCGUCAGUUUUACUGAGAAGAACAUGUGUUUCAAAGCACUGUGUGGACAUUAAAGCACUAUGGUUUACUGUUUAGAUAAUAAUUAUAUAGACAUAACACAACAAGGUUCAGAUUUACAAGGGUUACAAAGCAGUACCAGAAGACAUGUUUAACAUUCAAGUACAGUAUUUGGGGUGUUUUUGGUAGAUAUACUGUCAUGCAUGCAGACAUUCCUUAAUAAGAAACCCACUUAUCUAACUGUGAAGACUAUUGUGACUGUAUUUCCUAUUGAAACUAACCAACCACGUUACAUCCUCAGUUUAUUCUGCAGUUUAAUGAGUGGCACUUCCAGAAAGUGCCUCCCUGAGAAAUGUACAUUCAUUGUAAAAAUGCAGAUAUAUGUACUGUAUAUGAAGAAAAAAUGAUUUAUUGAGAAUAAAACUAAUUCGAAGCUCUAA
Molecule: messenger RNA, 2196 nt
Organism: Trematomus bernacchii (emerald rockcod)
Lineage: Eukaryota; Metazoa; Chordata; Actinopteri; Perciformes; Nototheniidae
Gene: phkg2
Product: phosphorylase kinase, gamma 2 (testis)
Exons: 10
Coding region: 247-1419 (390 amino acids)
Biological process (GO): protein phosphorylation; glycogen biosynthetic process
Cellular component (GO): phosphorylase kinase complex
Molecular function (GO): phosphorylase kinase activity; calmodulin binding; ATP binding
Source: RefSeq, a predicted model, not a curated record